AUGCGGUUGAACCUGCCUGAAUAUACUCUCUUACCGAUGACGAAUGCUGCUGAAGCUAGCAAUCGGAAUGCCACAUGGCAAAAGCACUUAUGGGGCUGCCUUCGAGAUAAUCGGAGCAUCAUUCACAUCUCAGUGCUGUAUAUUGCGAUUCUCACACUUUUAGUCUAUAAUAACUUUAUAUGGACUGUGGCAAGGCCAACUGACCCAAGUCAGAUACUCUACUCACCUGCCGAAAGUACCCUUGAAUAUGAAACCAAAGUGUUUCCAGAAAAUAUCUGGACCAAAAGCCCAUAUAUGACUGGAGGCAAUGGCCUUCCCUCGAACGAAACCGAUGGCUUGUGGGAUGAUCUUUAUAAAUAUGGGAUUGUCAAAGUUAACGCAGAAGAAGCAUCCAAUCUCCCAAAUAGCACAGCAGAGCUGCCUCACGAGUCAGGAUUUUAUGUAAUAGAGAUUGAUGUCUUUCAUCAACUGCAUUGUCUCAAUUACAUCAGGAAAGCUCUCUAUCCUGAUCGAUAUAUGCAUGAAUUCCGCGAUGCAUAUGAUACAGAAGGAAAAAGAAACUAUUCUGGGCACGAUGCAAGGCACUAUGAUCAUUGUAUUGAUUCAAUCCGCCUAGCAAUGAUGUGUCACGCCGAUAUAUCGAUAAUCCCCUGGCAGUUUGAUCCAGCAAAAGAAUAUCCAACUCCCAAGCUAGAAGUAGCACACACUUGUCGUAAUUUUGACGCUGUACACGAUUGGGCUAAAAGCCGCGCAGUUGCAAACGAGGGCGCUUUAGAGUGGUCACCUGGCCUUGAGACAGAUUUCAAUAUGUUGGGUGGUGGCGUCCUAGCUCUAGUUUAA
Talaromyces stipitatus ATCC 10500 is the source of this 840-nucleotide messenger RNA. RefSeq lists its product as uncharacterized. Lineage: Eukaryota; Fungi; Ascomycota; Eurotiomycetes; Eurotiales; Trichocomaceae. The record is from RefSeq and is a predicted model, not a curated record. The transcript is spliced from 4 exons. Gene Ontology annotation, biological process: mycotoxin biosynthetic process. The coding region runs from base 1 to 840 and encodes 279 amino acids.